AUGUCCGAUAAACCCACUCUGAGCUUGUAUCCUGUCCUAUGUCGAGUGCCGACAUGCUGGCAAAACCAUCAAUCCCUCACUCACCACACACCCCCAUCUAGCACCUUGCGAGACCAUCAGAGUAUGUGCCUGCUUCAGCUGUUUCCAGUCCACGCGAGACAAGUCUUCAUCUCUCUAACUGUGGGAGACAUGCUAUUUCUUGGCCUUGCAAAACAAAACAAAAUCCCACGCAAAGCUGUUGAUAAUGGCCCAUGA
Pochonia chlamydosporia 170 is the source of this 255-nucleotide messenger RNA. RefSeq lists its product as hypothetical. Bases 1 to 255 code for a protein of 84 amino acids. The record is from RefSeq and is a predicted model, not a curated record. The transcript has a single exon. Lineage: Eukaryota; Fungi; Ascomycota; Sordariomycetes; Hypocreales; Clavicipitaceae.